Molecule: messenger RNA, 4873 nt
Organism: Pungitius pungitius (ninespine stickleback)
Lineage: Eukaryota; Metazoa; Chordata; Actinopteri; Perciformes; Gasterosteidae
Product: activin receptor type-2B-like
Exons: 11
Coding region: 594-2138 (514 amino acids)
Biological process (GO): activin receptor signaling pathway; cellular response to growth factor stimulus; protein phosphorylation
Cellular component (GO): plasma membrane; activin receptor complex
Molecular function (GO): ATP binding; activin binding; activin receptor activity
Source: RefSeq, a predicted model, not a curated record
UCUGCGGCGUUGUGAAAUAGAGUCGUUGCAGGCGUGAAUCUGCGGAGUCGCGUUAAGGUCACACGCUGUGGCUGCCUGAAUUCCCCUCUUUGUGUUUACACAUCCGGGUUCCCCCUGUUUGCAGCCCAUUCCCCAUUUAGAAGCCAUUUUGGACACAGAUCAGUAACAUGCAUGUAAACCCCGACCGACCUCCCGAUGCAGCGGUGCUACUAUCCGAGUGAAUAACCUCAACAACAACAGAAAAAAGAAGCGCCGAGCUUUCGCCUCGGACGGGGUUUUUGUCGACUUCAUUUCUUUCGGUUUUAUUUUGGUUUUGUUUUGUGUUUUGGGGACCCGCUUUCGAUGCGAAAGGCUGCACGCGCUAGCGGACUCAAACCGUCGGGUUAAUCGCUGCCAUCUCUUUCUUGCAACAUUGUUGCGGCGCCGCGGCUAUUGACACGAGUUGUGGCGGCGGCGGCGGUGGUUCAGGCCGCUGGAGGGACCGGAGGCCCGUGGUCCUUUUGAUCCUGGACGGAUGUUUUUGGACAACCCGAGUUUUAAUGCUCGCGACGGAACGCAGGGGGAACAUAUCGGUGCUGUGAUCCAAACGGAACAUGUCUUUUUCAUGGAUGACUUGUUCACUUCUUCUGGGAACUUUAUGCGCAGGGUACAGUCUGGGCGAAGCCGAGACCCGGGAGUGUGUGUACUACAAUGACAACUGGCGCACGGAGAGGACCAACCAGAGCGGCUUCGAGCGCUGCGAGGGCGAGAAGGACAAGCGGCUGCACUGUUACGCCUCCUGGCUCAACUCCUCAGGGACCAUCAAGCUGGUGAAGAAAGGCUGCUGGCUGGACGAUUUCAACUGCUACGACAGGCAAGAGUGUGUCUCUAUGGAGGAAAACCCUCAGGUCUUCUUCUGCUGCUGCGAGGGCAACUACUGCAAUGAACGAUUCACCCACCUUCCUGACAUGAUUGGCAGUGGCAACCGAGUGAAAAUCCGACCUCCACCCCGAGUGCCGUCGCUGCUCAACGUGCUGGUGUACUCCCUGCUGCCUCUCUGUGUGCUGUCCCUGGCCCUCGUUCUGGCCUUGUGGAUGUACCGCCACCGCAAACCUCCCUACGGCCACGUGGACCUGAGCGAGGAUCCCGGAGCCACCCCUCCCUCCCCCUUGGUGGGUCUGAAACCACUGCAGCUGCUGGAAAUCAAAGCAAGGGGGCGCUUUGGUUGUGUUUGGAAGGCCCAGUUAAUGAGCGAAUAUGUUGCUGUAAAGAUCUUCCCUGUUCAGGACAAGCAGUCAUGGAUAAACGAGCGGGAUAUAUUCUUGACUCCGGGGAUGCGUCAUGAAAACCUCUUGCGUUACAUCGCUGCAGAGAAGCACGGCACCAACCUGGAGACGGAGCUGUGGCUUAUCACAGAGUUUCAUGAGAGGGGCUCAUUGACGGACUACCUGAAGGGCAACACUGUGAGCUGGAGUGAUCUGUGUCACAUAGCAGAGACCAUGUCCCGCGGUUUGGCUUACCUCCAUGAGGACAUUCCCAGCUACAAGGGCGAGGGACCCAAACCCACCAUUGCACACAGGGACUUCAAGAGUAAGAAUGUGAUGGUACGAGACGAUCUGAGUGCAAUCAUCGGCGACUUUGGGCUCGCUGUACGAUUUGAACCGGGAAAACCUCCGGGAGACACUCAUGGACAGGUGGGUACGAGGCGUUACAUGGCUCCAGAGGUGCUGGAGGGAGCCAUAAACUUCCAGCGAGACUCCUUCCUGAGGAUAGACAUGUACGCUAUGGGCUUGGUGCUGUGGGAGCUGGUGGCUCGCUGCACAGAGACGGACGGUACGGUUGGCGAGUACAUGCUGCCGUUUGAGGAUGAAAUAGGCCAGCACCCCUCCCUGGAGGAUCUGCAGGAUGUGGUCGUGCACAAGAAGAUGCGUCCAGCCAUCAAGGACUGCUGGCUCAAACAUCCUGGUCUGAGCCAGAUGUGCGAGACCAUCGAAGAAUGCUGGGACCACGACGCGGAGGCGCGACUGUCUGCUGGUUGCGUGGAGGAGCGCAUCGGCCAGAUCGCCAGGACGAUCAGCAGCUCUACCUCGGACAGCCCCGUCUGCAUUGUGAUGUCUCUCACCAACGAGGACCUACCUCCCAAAGAGUCCAGCACCUGAAUGGGGGACCCCAUCCUUCACCUGAGCAAGACCUGACUUUUUAUUCUUUCAAAUCCAAACUCAGCGGAUCUCCGUGAAUAUUUAAAAACAUAGAAAACUAAACAACUAGCAACUUGAAUGCAGCUGCUAUUUUAUCCCACACUGGUCAUUCUUCUUCAUUUUCUUUUUUGGUUGGUGUUUAAAGUCAGAUCUUACUAACGCAUCCAUCUGCUGUAGCUUUUGAAGUAGUACCAACAUAUGCGAUUGGGCGCAUCUGAUAACACCCAUGUGUUGAAUCUUAAAUGUCGUCAUUACCUCAUGUAUUUCUUUUCUUUUUCGUGUUGGUAUAUAUUUUUUUUAUUACCUCAUACGUUGUUAUCUUGGUCGUUCGUCCUGUCUCGGUCAUGAUCGUCUGCGGCCAAAUGAAACAAACCUUUUGCUCCAAACCUGGGACGACGCGCUGCACACCUCGGAGGAACCGCUUUGAGACUGUUAGACAAUAUAUAUUCAUCUUCCUCAGGGGUCGACACUUCUUGAUUUUCCAACUCGAGUGUGCUCCCUCAUUUUAAACCUGUGAAUGCCUCAGAAUGGGAAGAAAAGAUAUGAAAAUAAUCGGGAGUACAGUUGUGUUCACCAGGAGGGAGGAGCUAAAGGGGGAGCUGAGCUGAGCUGAGCUGAGCAGUUCUAUUGGACAUCUACGACUUUUUGAAGAUUUGGGGCAAGCCUCUUGUCCCCGGGGAUCUACCUCUCAGGUAUCCAGUAGGCUUCUUUGGAACAUUUUCUCUAAGUUCAGAGCCAAGCUAUCCAGCUAGCUAUCAUGGACAUAUUCCUGGAUUUUAUUUUGUUUUUUUAAUUGUAGAAAUUCAGAGUUACUCUUUUGCCAGUGCCAGGGGGCAUUGACGGACGCUGUCUGGAGUUCCAAUGUCACUUGUCUGUGUGUGUGUGUGUGAGAGAGAAUUUGAAGACUAAAUGAUGGAUAGUGUUUUUAAAGUAAGAAGCAUGGACAGAUAGUUGGGGUUUAUCCUUGCGAGGGGCAUACUUGAGUAAGCAACAUGUCUGUUUUUUUCUUCUUUUCAUUUUCAUGGGUCAGACACCAGUCCCCAGAUACCUCAAGUCACUAUACAUCAUGCAAGGAGAGCUCAAAUGGUUGCCUUUGUCUCAAAUGCAAUGCCAUAGUUGUACCAUAACAUGAAUACCAUACAUUGAAUGUCCGUUAUGCUGCUGUGACUAUUCCAGGAUACUCAAGGAUUUGUAGAUGUAUAUGUUGUUGAUAUAACUCUAAUGAUAUUAUGUGAGGCUAAUAUUCUGUUUUUUUUUUGUUUUUUGACGGUAAGCCCUCAGCUGCUUACUCCUCCAGACUGACCUCAGAUAUUCUGACAAGUACCUCAGGCUUUUUCUACAUGUAUAUCAAGUUGUGUUAUGUAUUUUAUUGUGUUUUAGUAGUUGAGAUAUUUUAUUGCCAGUUGGGCCUCUGUCUGUGGAGAUUUCCUUUUCUUUUUUUUUAAGAGCCUGACCAGUUGUCACAGUGUGAAUGCUGUACAAACCUAAAAGAAGAGGCAGAUUCUUGUAAAUAGACCUGUUCACACAGUUGCCGAACACUAAUCUGUUUUUAAAAAAUAUAUAAAAGCAGGAUAUUGUUUUCAUUUCACAAAAACAGAAAAGAGUUUCCCAGUUCCACCUAUACAUAUUUAAAAGUAAUUUUGACAUCAAGCCCUGUGAUAUUUUAUAUAUAUAUAUAUAUAUGAAUAUAUAUUCCUUUUUUUUUUCUUCAAGAAUGGUGACUUUUAUUAAUAAUGGUAUCAGUUCCUCUGAAUCAGAAGCUGUGUAGGUAGCACUUGCAUUAGAAAGCUUAGUGUGUAUAUCAUCAUCAUCAUCAACAACAAAAAAAAUCCCUAAUGGUUUGGUGCUGGUGGCUUCUGUGAUUGGCUACUUGCUGGAAAUGCCAGUUUUUACAGUAUUACCUCAAUAAUUAACCCGCUGAUGUGAUGUUCAGACCUGUUGGUGAUAGUUAAACCACGUUGGACGACACGCAGGCUCAUCUGUUGUGCUUUGAUUGGUGUUGUGAAAGGUGGUGAUUUAACAGUGCUCCGUGACGCUUGAUCCUGUGCAUUUUUGGUAAAGAACGUGUGAGGAAAAAAAACAGAAAACCCCCCCCCAUCAAUCCAUACCGAAUAAUUUAAAGUAUUUAGGAAUCAUCAACUACGUGAUUGAUAAUGCACCCCCAUCAUGUAAAAAGUGGCAUGUGCGUGGUCCAAGAGUCCAGCAAUAUUUAUUAUACAGCAAUAGUCACUUGAAUAUUGUAGUUUAAGUACUUAAACUCCGAUGUGACUUAGCAGUUUUCUUUUGUUGAUUUAAAGUACAUCUCAUCACACCUGGAUCAUGUUCUGAUGAAGACACAUGUGACAACCCUCUUAAUAGAACACGUGCUGUGGGUUGACUCUUUGUGUGUGUGAGAGCUGAACGCGACCCAGGUGCUUUCACAUAUUGUGCCAGAAAAAUAACGAUCACAAAAGGAAAAUCUGCCGUGACCGUUUGUUACCUCCAAAUGCUGUUUUACACCCAGCUCUUCUAAACAGAGAACACCUGUUACCUCGUGCAGUACCUCGUUAGUAACACUAACAUGGAGUCAGUCUCAUCUUCAAAACAAAAACAGGAAAUAUAUUAAUGUGUACAUAUUAACAUGACAAAUGUAAAGGGUCUCUUCCUUUCUAUGUGUGAAUCAAAAACAAAAUCUUUUUUUUUUUUUUUUUAAUUUA